This is a messenger RNA of Rotaria sp. Silwood2, 214 nucleotides long. The record is from the annotation of a GenBank genome assembly. NCBI's taxonomy places the organism in Eukaryota, Metazoa, Rotifera, Eurotatoria, Philodinida, Philodinidae.
AUGUAAAGGUAAUAUUGAUCGAAUAUUUCAUUAUGAUGGUAUAACAACAAUUUAUGGAAAAGCAAAACAACCCGAUGUUUUUGUUGCUAAACAACCUUAUGCUGUGUAUUAUCAAUAUGAAAAACAAUCGUGGCUUAUUUAUACAAAUCAUAAUAAACCUGAUCUUGAUGAUUCAUAUAAGACACAAUAUCAAGAAUUCAUACUAUAUGACUAA